AAUCCAACAAAAUAUUUUAUUUAAAUUAAUUUAAUAUUUUAUUUAGUCGGGGUGGUGGGGAUCGUUCCCCCAGUUUUUAAUGUUUUAAGUUUAUUAGUUUAUAACUUUAUAUACAAGUUGAGUUCAAAGCAAUUUACCAGUUCAAAAUUAUUUCGUUAUAAGAGGUAACUUGCAGACCGCCGGGUAUCCAGUGGGCUCCGUAGCAAAGUCGUGAUCUGCUGACUGUGUUUCUCGUCCUUGAACACCGAUUUGCGCGAAAGCGCGGGUGUUCUGGAAAGCCAGGAAAGCAAGCCAUUCCUUGAGCCGAGCCAUGCAGUGAAAUUCUCUACUGUCAGUUGUACACGACGUUAUUAUUUCGAGUGAAUGCUGCGCUUGUGAAAUGGAACAGGCGGACGAAGAUCUGGGUUGGAUAAAAGACGAAGAUAUAUACGGGAAUGAAAUCUACCGACCCAACUUAAAACAGGCUGCUUUAUUCAUGGAGUUAAUAUGCAGUGGAACGAUGCCCCAGCUGGAAUGGCGCUCUCCGGGGCGCGUGCCCAUGGCCCCUGCGCGAUCACAUGCGCAUCCCUCGCAUUUUCCCGCAGCUGCCAUUGGGGUCAUGGGAAUGCAGCGCAGGAUGCAUGCCUUCCCUGCGCAUCUUCCUAAUCUUCCCAAAGAGCAGCCUCCGUUGCAUCCCUCGCCUAUGCUUCCGCCGCAAGGCCCCCAACUACCCAGAAUCGCACAAUCUCCGAAACCAGUUGCUGCGCAGGCGUCGCCCUUUGAUUUUGAUGACACAGAGAAACUCGAGUCCUCACUGGCGCAAGCAGCACGUUCUCAAGCUGCCUCGCCGCUGAAAAUGGAGCCACGAAAACGUAUUGUUGGCAGUCUGAGCAAUGUGAGUAUGCCGCCGCCACAAGAGAAACCUGGGGAUUUUAUUCCUGCUGCAAUGACCAGCGGGAGUAUCAACGACGCCCUCAAUGACGCGCCCUUGCCAUUGGAUAACACUCCGCGUCCGCCCAUCUUCGCACAAGCAUCUCCUCCGAAACCCGCGAUGCAGAUACCAGCUGGUGAGAUGCCGGCACUGGCCACCGCGGAGGCAGCUUCGGCGUUCCCGGUGACACCCUCGUUGGACAGUAACAUUCUGUUGGUUGAUAGAUAACACGAAAACAUAAAUUACUGGAAAAUAUUUUUAUCUCUUGAUAACAGUGCUUUUUGGCUCUCAUUUUGCCCCGAUUUCAGUUUUCGUCUUAUGCCCGGCUUUUGCUGUCUUUUUUUAAAUUUAUAGACUUUAAAUAGUUUUUUUGAUUUUAUCCGUAAUUUAUGGAUGUUCUGGUUUCGCAUUCAAUAUUUUUGUUUCAAUGUUGGCAGACUGUUGUCACCAAAAAAUUUUAU
This is a messenger RNA of Paramacrobiotus metropolitanus, 1371 nucleotides long. RefSeq lists its product as uncharacterized. Lineage: Eukaryota; Metazoa; Tardigrada; Eutardigrada; Parachela; Macrobiotidae. The transcript is spliced from 3 exons. The record is from RefSeq and is a predicted model, not a curated record. The coding region runs from base 380 to 1138 and encodes 252 amino acids.